Messenger RNA from Drosophila hydei, 1422 nucleotides. Its product is annotated as mediator of RNA polymerase II transcription subunit 15. Bases 89 to 1201 code for a protein of 370 amino acids. Lineage: Eukaryota; Metazoa; Arthropoda; Insecta; Diptera; Drosophilidae. The transcript has 3 exons. The record is from RefSeq and is a predicted model, not a curated record.
CAGUCUGGUUUGAAUCGGUUGUCAGAAUUACAUUUGAAAACUUUUCGUUCCUCAACAAGUUAAAUGAUCUGCUCUCAAUGUGCUCUAAAUGCGAUUAAGCAAUCUGCUUUGGAUUGUCGCACUGAUUAUCGUCUUACGAUCGGGCAAAACUCGUCAACAUCCCAAGAAGUUUGGAAAACGUGAAGCAAGGCGCUUCAGCCGUGACUACGAAUAUAUCGACUCCAGUGCAGAUGACCAAUUGAAACGCCUGAGCCAGUACAACAGUAAGAAUGGCGAUGCUGCGCAGGACGAGACGCUUCAGGAUCGUCCCUCGUGCGCUACAGUGCCUCAGCCUAACCUGCAACCCGUCCGCGCUUCCCCUGUGACGCCCAUUCCCACAACCUGCCUAACAGCCUAUCCGACCACCCAAAAUCCUAAAACCCAUUGCAAUAUUUUGCAGCAGCUAAACCAGAAUUUGGGCCAGCAGUACCAGCACCAGCAGCAGCACCAGUUCCAGCAGCAGCAGCAUCAAUAUGCACCAAAGCAACAGUAUACGCAGCCGCAACAACAAUUUCCAGAUCAACAACAGAAGCAGCAGCAGCUGCCGUACGACUUGGACGAUUCUGAACUGCGGGGCAAGGAGUUGCGCAAGCUGGUGCAACAUCUGUAUGUGGCACAGGCGCGCGUCCAGCUGGAGGCAACUGAGAUCCACAAGGCGCAAGCAGUGGCGAGAUCGGCGCAGUCGCAGCUUGAAGAUUCAGCCAAUCAUGUUCGCACCAUUACGGCGACACUGCACAACGCACAGCAAGAGGUGGCUGCAGCAGCAAUACGUGCUCAGAUCGCGCAGCUGCAGUUGGCUGCCCAUGAUCAGUUGCUGUUUGCAGCUCGGCAGGAUGUGGAUGCGCUUUCCUCUCAAGUGGUUGGCCUGCAGGCGGCCGAGGGCAUUGUGCAGCCUAAGCUAACGGUCGACUUGCAUGCACUGCUCGAUAAGCUGCGACAGCCGCUGCAAAGCUUCGAUCGACCCACGCCGGUGCCCAUGAUUAUCACCUUGCCUCCGUUUAACGAAGCUCCACUUGCCCCUGCACGGCAAAGGUUUCACACUGACCUAGGCAUGGGCCUAGGGACUGGUACUAGCGCUGGCAUUGGGUCUGAUAUUCGUGGAGACGGCAAAAGCCAGGACCUCAUGAUGAUGAAGGUUGCUCAACGCAUACCCUAUGCGUAGUUGAGGCACACAUCUAAUUAUGUCUAUCUCCACAUAGCUUUAUAUAUUUUAUAUGAUUAUGCCAGUUUAGACACAUUUCCUACAAGUACAUAUCUGUGUGUGUUUCUCUUCUGUUUGUGACUUUAUGUUGGGUAGAUGAUGAAUCGAUUGAAUGCGUAUUAAAAGCAGCUGCAGCAAAUACUUAUAGAUAUAGAAGGCAAAAAAAAGGAUUUUAGUAUAGA